AAGAUCUCAGUGUGACCUGAAUGUAUGUAAGUUUGUGCGCGAUUAUCUCGUGAUGGGCAGAAUCGAUUUUAUGCGGUUUUCAGAAAAGUGUUUGAUACACUUAGGAUGUUUUCCUAUAUUAAUUAACUGACAUCCAAAAAAAGAGGGGGAUGUAUUCGAUUUCAACGUAGUUUAUAAACGUAUAAUAUUUACGAUUGAUGCUAUUUCUUUUAAUUUAUUAAUAUGCAAAAAUUUUAAUGGAGCCUACCUAAUGACAGAUUACUAGCAACGACCAUAACAUACUUUGUCUCUAUAAAAAUUCAGAAGUUGUGUAUGAAUAUAAACUGAGUGCUACGUGGGAUUUUAGUAUACCUACCUAUAGUAUUUGUGUAUGUGGAUAAGAGUACGUACCUUAAUAUAUAUAUAGUAGGUAUGUAUACCUAUAGAUACCUACCGAAGAAGCUACAUAGUUUAUAAUUUAUUGCGGGUCAUGACCUAAAUUGAUUUAACCUAUUAACGAAUGAUAUAACGCGCCUAAAUUGUGUCUGUAGACAUGUUAAAAUAAUGGCAGGAAGUUUGAAUUUGAAUUUAAAGAAGUGAUGAGGUCGGAGCACCUUCAGUGUAAGAAUGAAAUGAAAAUAGCAAAAGCGAAGUCGCGAAGUUCCUCUAAAUAUAGCUGGGCGGGCGGAGUGCGGCGCAGUCGCAACUAAUCGCCAGUGCCCGAGCGCGACCUCGCUUUGUUCACAAUCCAGAAGUGAGCGCGCUCACUGUUUAUCCGCGUACUCUAUAUAAAUCAACGAUCGAUUUACUUACUUCAAUAUAAUUAUAUCUUCAUUUGUCUCAUAGGUAAUCCAGAUGCCUAUGGGAUAUUUUUACAAAAAUGGGAUCAAGUGAUUAAUUUUACAGUUUUACGAUAAAAUGCUGAAAUGAGGUUAAUACGUUCUAGUUUCUAGAUUCGAAGCUUGUUACCCCGAUUUGAAUCACCACGACGACGGGUGAUGAACAACGACGUGGAGGUAGAGGCUCGCCCUCGUCCUUUAUCUACGGGCUUAUGGACGCUAUUCUCCUGGCUGCGUCGUGACGAUCGAUCUGCUUCCAGCGAGAGCCUCUCCAGCGCCGGUUCUGACAGAACGGUGGCAAGCUUUGCUUUCCUGACACCAGCUCGCUAUCAUCCAGCGAAAGGACCCCUCGUAGUACCGCCGCCCGGACCUCCAACAGACUCGUACAAAAAAAGAGUGCACGAUAGAAACAUCCGACGUCAUCACGAUCGUGAUAUAACAUUACACCGUAAAUACGGACUAUUUAAGAGUGAGGGAAGUUGCGGUUACGACGCUUUUAGCUUACCACCAGCACGAAGAACGAUCGCUGAGUCUGGUUCUAGAUGGGACCGCGAGAGAAGAGCUACAAGUGAGUGCUAUCAACGUCGGCUAGCGCACGUUCCCGGCAAGAGACGGGCUCCCCUACCUCCUGCAACAUCUGCUGGCCCUUCAGCAUCUUUGCCACGCCGGCACAGUAGAAAACGACCUGCUCCGCAACCACCUAUAAGAGUGUUAGAAAAGAACAAGAACAUUUUCAACGAAGUUCACGUAAACAUUGAUACAGUUCAAAUGCAUUCUAACACAUAUGAAGAUAAAACCAAAACAAAGAAUAGUGAUGUUAUGAUGGGGUGCAAAUCUGAAAAAUAUAUUAAAAAAGAUGCAAGUACUAAAGAUUCAAAAGUUAAACCCGAAAAAAGUUUCUUGAAGCAAAUUUUUGACGGUAAAAAGAGAAAUUCAUAUAUAGAUACAUCCGCUGUAAAAUUACUUCCGAGUAUCAGUGAAUUAGAUAAACAGGCAGCUGAAUUAAUUGAAACAUGUAAAUUAAAAGCCAAUGAACAAAAUAAUAACUCUACUUUUGGCGAGUUCAAUGCACAUAGCUCUAAACAAAGUGAUGCAUGGAUCUGUACUCGUUGUUUCAGAAGAUAUAACUCUUCAAUAGUUACUUGUACUUAUUGCGUCUCCAAACCAAAAUCUCAACCUUCUGAAGUCUGUGGAGAUAACAAAACAACACUAGCCAAGGCUUCAAGCAGUUAUACACAAACAGGAAAUGACUUAUUACCAAAUAGAAAAUAUGAUGCGGAAGAUAAACAAAAACUUAAAGAAAUGUUAAAAGAAAUGAAAGACUCGCUUCCUAAACGACCAAAACAUGACUUUAACAGUAAAACAGAAAACCAAACUUCUGCGGAGCCAAAAAGCUUUGGGAAGAAGUCGUUUUCAACAGAAACUCCUACUCUCCGAGUCGGGUCAACAUUUCACGAUGAAAUGAAAUCAGUCGCUGAACCAUCCACGUCAAGUCGAGUCGUCGAAAUAAAACCUACACUAGAAUCAAAAAGCCCAUCAAACAACCCAGUUUCAGCACAAGCUGCAUUAGUAGCACCAGUUAUAUCUGCGUAUAAGAAAAAUGUUGACGAGAAUUUGAAUUUGGCUGCUAAACUUGCUACAAAAAAUGACCAUUUAGAACAAGUCAAGGUAUUUGAUUUUAACGUAAAACAACCUGAAAGAUCACCACAAAAUCAAGCCUCCGAGAAGAAUAAUUUGAAUACACCACUGAAAAUAUCAUCACUAUUAAACCCUAUGUAUGUUCCCAAGGAUUCUGUUCUUACCAAAUCAGAUUUAACUAGCAAAGAAAACAAACAGUUAAAAAACGUUAAAGACACAUUUAAAUGUUCUCUAAGUACAGGUAUUAAAACGACGUCUACCCACGCAUCAGUUAGCCCUUCCACCUCUCGAGUUCCUGCAAUACCUGCCGAUAUCAGUAUCGAAAAUAAGCACAAAGAAAAAUGUACAAAGGUGUCUAUGCCAUUUUUAAAAUCCGCACUUCCAAAUACAUCAACAGAUACUGCUAAAAUUCCAGAGUCAAUUAAAACCGAAGAAAAUAAAAAUAUAUCUAAGUUGUCAGUGCUCCCAAAAGACCUAAAUGCAGUAAAAAGUAUGGAAGCACUAGAUCAGCAUUCUAGACGUAGAGAUUUAAUUAAUCAAUUGGAGAAAUCUAUUGCACAAGGAGACGAGCGGGCAGCAGCAGAAGCAGCUGCCAAACUGGCACAAUUACGUUUGUCGUGUUCAGUGCUAUCAUUUUCAUCACAAAUAUUAUCUCGACCUUCUACGUCGUCAAACGGUAAUGAAUUAAAGGAAAGUACAGGAGAAUUAAAAACAACAACAGUGACUAAGCCAUCUACAUCAACCAACAAAGACUAUGAUAUAAAUGACAGAAAGGACUCACGAGGACCCAAGUCGAACAAUGUUAAAGAAAGAUCUCCCCCAAAAGUUUCAGUUGGCAACAUAUCCGCUGCUAAUAAAACAGAUAAGUUAACAUCGCCGGUAUCUCAGACAGAAACCACAAAAGCUUUACUUGUACCUCAAAAGAAAAAAGAUGAAGAAGUGGUACAAAAGAAAGAAAAAGAUAUAAGAAAAAUUCCUGUUCCAAUUACGAAUGAAGAUAAAAUAACAAUAGCAGUAUUGGUGGAAGAUCGCGAGGCAACGAGAGGUCCUGUGCAUCUUCGAGUAAGUCGACGAGCAUGCAUACGAGACCUUCGCCACGAAGCCGAGAGAUUACUUGGCCUAGCACCAAAUCUACAGCGCUGGAUUAUUGGUCGUGCUCUGUGUGUUAAUGAUAGGACACCUAUAACAUCGCUCGCGGGACCUGAUUUCAGCGCACCAUUUUAUUUGUGUGUAGUAGAAUCAGAAACUAAAUUGGAAACAAACUCCCAACAAAACAGCAGCACCACUACGGCCAAAACAAAUAACCAGCAAACGAAAUCAGGAGAUGUCUAUACAGAACUAAUGCAAUUAGAACAACAAGCAGUAGUUCCUAACGCAGAAAACUUCGAUUGUGGGAUUUGUAUGGAAGAGUAUCCUCCUGGUCAAGGAGUAGUGCUCCGUGAUUGCGUACAUAUUUUUUGUAAAGAUUGUUUGUCUGAUGUAGUGCGUCAUUGCGAAGAACCAGACGUUCCUUGUCCGGCUAUGGGUUGUCGAGGAAUGUUACAAGAACGAGAAAUUCGCGCUCUUGUGUCCACUGAGGACUACGAGCGCUGGUUGGCACGGGGUUUGGCUGCUGCAGAAAGCGGAACUCGUAACGCAUUUCACUGUCGUACUCGAGAUUGUAAAGGUUGGGCAUUGUGCGAACCGGGAGUUCAACGCUUUCCAUGCCCGGUGUGCAAAUGCAUAAACUGUGUGCCAUGUCAGGCUAUUCAUCCAGGCGAUACCUGUGAGCAGCAUCGCGCUAAACUUAAGCAAGCAACAAGUGAGAAAUCUAAUGGAAAUGCAGUUGAUGAUGGAACGCGAACACUACUCAAUUCUCUUAUCAGCAAAGGGGAAGCUCUUGAGUGCCCUGAAUGCAGUGCCAUUAUUACAAAAAAAUGGGGCUGUGAUUGGGUGAAAUGCUCAGCGUGUAAAACGGAAAUAUGUUGGGUGACUCGAGGCCGGCGCUGGGGACCGGGAGGUAAAGGAGAUACCACUGGUGGUUGCCGUUGCGGCGUUGACGGCAAAAGAUGCCAUCCAUCCUGUGGUUAUUGUCACUAAAUCUGUACUGAAAUUUGAUUAGUAAUGCAAUUCUGGGGUCUGAACCUUAUAUUUAUACCUUUAUAAAUCAUAAAUUAAUGCACAAGUUUAUGAGAAUGUUCAAUAUAGACAUAUAUGAACGGAUUUUAUUGUCUCUAACGCACAAAUUACUGAAUGGGUUUCUUAAUCUGAAUGUUAGCAAUCUGGAAUAAUUUGACCCUGUAACAUGGACGAAUUUGCUGGGCUUGGAGAAAUAAGUGUGCAAGUAAUAAUUUAUGCUGUUAUUUAUUGCACUCACUUAAAAAAACGUUUAUGGCAUUGUUUGGUAGUCCCAGGAUACUGGAUGGUGACAUAAACUUUUCAUUAUUACAGUAGGUAACAUAUUUAUUGUUGUUUUAGCUAAUUAUUGCAUUUGCAAAGUUUAUAUGUACUUAGUUAUUCGUUUUUAUUUACUUUGUAUUUAAUAUCAAUCAUUACCUAUAACUACAUUACGGAAUUUGAAGAAUAUAAAACUGAAACGAUAUUUAGCUAUAGUGCUAUCAGCUGGUUUCAGUUUUGUAUCCUUAUGAUUAGAAUAGGUAAGUAAACAAUCUGUUUAUCGUAAAAUAAAUUCAGUUGUCAAAUAGAAUAUGUUUUUUCUUAUUAAUGGUGUAUGAUGGUAUGUAUUAGAGAUGCUGAUAAAUAGCAAAUGAAUAAAAUAAUUUAACUUAGUAUCUGUUUUUUGUUAGUUAAGAAAUUAAGAAUCAUGUACCUACUCUUUGGUUUGUAAAGAAAGAGAAAACAUUUAUUUAGCACCAGGCACGAUGCAGCAUAAAUAAAAUAUAAAAAGGCAAUCAAGGUGUGACAAUG
Messenger RNA from Spodoptera litura, 5363 nucleotides. RefSeq lists its product as uncharacterized. Gene Ontology annotation, cellular component: LUBAC complex. Gene Ontology annotation, molecular function: ubiquitin binding; ubiquitin-protein transferase activity. Lineage: Eukaryota; Metazoa; Arthropoda; Insecta; Lepidoptera; Noctuidae. Gene Ontology annotation, biological process: protein linear polyubiquitination; proteasome-mediated ubiquitin-dependent protein catabolic process. The record is from RefSeq and is a predicted model, not a curated record.